UGUUAACGUUACAGUUAUUACACAGAGUGUGAUUUUUUUUGCUCUUUCCUCGUGUCAACAUGAGCAAUAUUACCGGCAAUUCAUUUUAUCCCACUCCCGGUUACCCCGGAGCACCGAUCAUCGAAGAUUACCACCAAACGCCCAGCACCACAUCCAGUGAAGGUCAUAUUAAGAGACCUAUGAAUGCGUUUAUGGUAUGGUCGAGAAUCCAAAGAAGAAAAAUAGCAGUGGAUAAUCCCAAGAUGCAUAAUUCAGAAAUUUCAAAACGGUUAGGAGCUGAAUGGAAAGUGUUAACGGAAGCUGAGAAGAAACCGUUUAUUGACGAGGCGAAACGAUUAAGGGCGAUGCAUAUGAAGGAACAUCCCGAUUAUAAAUACAGACCAAGAAGGAAACCUAAAGGUCCGAUGCAAUCGGCUUUAAAAAAUCCUGGAAUGGGAUUUUCCAAUCUUCAAAUGCCCUAUUUCACACCGAUAGAUACUUUGGGAACACCGUAUCCAUAUUUCAAUCCAAACUUCGAUUUUACUAGAUUAGGAAGUUCUCAUGAAAAGACUGUGGUGACUUCACAACCCAUGGUGCCAUCUUUACAUCCAUCGUUGUAUUCAUCUUUAUAUCAAUCUCCACCAAAACCUUUCACUACAUCAACACCUCACAUGAGUAUGUUUCCAACUAUGACUAUGAGUAGUAUUCCGCCGAUGAUGUCACCAAUGAUGUAUUCAACGUCCUCGAGUCCCGCGUCAAGCACGACAUCAUCGACGGAUACAGAAUUAAGAAGAGCACCUGUACCGGUGAUGUACUAAUGUCGCUAGAUUUUUAUUUUAAUUUAUUAUACACUGUGAUUUUUCAAUUGACUGAAAUAUUGAUGUAUAUGUAAUGUGUAAAUAUUUUUUUUCUAAAUAAUACAGCAUUAUUGUAUUGUAUUCUGUGAAUAUUAGAUUAUAGUUAAAAAAAUAAUAAUUACUAGAUUUAAGCAAACUUUGUUUCCACCCUCUUUUUUUUGUUAUAAUUGUACAAAAGGAAAUAAAAGAAAGCGAAAA
Onthophagus taurus is the source of this 1034-nucleotide messenger RNA. RefSeq names its product transcription factor sox-3. Gene Ontology annotation, molecular function: RNA polymerase II cis-regulatory region sequence-specific DNA binding; DNA-binding transcription activator activity, RNA polymerase II-specific. Gene Ontology annotation, cellular component: nucleus. Gene Ontology annotation, biological process: positive regulation of transcription by RNA polymerase II; neuron differentiation; negative regulation of transcription by RNA polymerase II. Lineage: Eukaryota; Metazoa; Arthropoda; Insecta; Coleoptera; Scarabaeidae. The record is from RefSeq and is a predicted model, not a curated record.